Messenger RNA from Ornithorhynchus anatinus (platypus), 2554 nucleotides. Its product is annotated as Golgi integral membrane protein 4-like. The transcript has 14 exons. Gene Ontology annotation, cellular component: Golgi apparatus; Golgi membrane. The record is from RefSeq and is a predicted model, not a curated record. Bases 16 to 1608 code for a protein of 530 amino acids. Lineage: Eukaryota; Metazoa; Chordata; Mammalia; Monotremata; Ornithorhynchidae.
GGGGGUCCGGGGGCGAUGGGGGCGGGCGGCUGGCCCCGGCGCCAGAAGGGUCUGCUGCAGAGCGGAUUCCUCUUGUCGGCUGCGCUGGGUCUGGUGGGCGCGGGGCUGCUGUACGACCACCUGCAGCGGAGGGCCAGGGCGGCCGAGGGCCAAGCCGCCCUGGCCCGGGGGCAGCAGGAGGCCAUGUCGGCGCAGCUGCAAGUGGUGUACGAGCACCGGUCCCGGCUGGAACGCUCCCUGCAAAAAGAGCGUGGGGACCACAAGAAGACCAAGGAAGAUUUCCUGGUGUACAAGCUGGAGGCCCAGGAAGCUCUCAACAAGGAGAAGCAAGAUUCCAUGAACCGUUACGGAGCCCUCAGCUCCCAGCACAAGAUCCUCAAGAACCAGCAUGAGGACGUGAAGAAGCAGCUGCGGGAGCUGCAAGGGCAGCACAACGGGCUGAAGCUGGAGCAGCGCCGGAUGUUGGAGAGCCACGGCCAGCAGCUGGCCCAGCUGCAGCGGGACCGGGACAGCGAGGUUGCCGGCCUGCAGGACUUGGUGUUGAAGCUGCGGGCAGAGAGCCGACUCUUGCGCCAGGCUCACCAGGAGGUGCACACACAGCUGCUUGGAGCCCAGGCCCAGGUGGAGGAGUUCAGGCAGCUCAAGGAGGCCCUGCAGAAAAUGCCGAGUUUCAAGGACCUGGGGCCGGGUCCCCGAGAGCCCUCCUCCAGAGCGGGGGGCAGCCAAGCCCAUCUGGAGCACCCCAAGGUGAUCAUCUCCACUGCCAGGAUUCCCCGUGAAGCCCAGGCCCCAGUGGCUGACCCUCCUGGUCAACCUCCGGCCAGGGUCCCCAACCGCCUGCAGGAGCCUGGCCAGGGCCGUGUGAUCCACCUCGCCAGGGUCGCCAACCCCCGACCCACCAGCCUCCUGUCGAACCAGCGAGUGCAGAAGGGAGCCGAGGCAUGGCUCCAGGAGACUGGGCCCCCCCCGGCGCUGCCUUCUGCUGCUCAGGGCAGGAUGCCCCUGGUCCAUCCCGCCUCCAGGACCCCACCAGUGCAGAUGCAGAGCUGGCAGGACAUUGUCAACAAAGUGAAUGCCCAGAUGGGAGAAGAGCAAGGCGGGCAGAAUGGCAACCUGCCACCAGCAAAUCAGGACAAGGAGGCGGUGCAUCCACCAGCCAAUCAAGGAGGAGACCCCAAGGAAGGAACAGAUGAGGAAGAGUUGGAAAUGGAUGCCGGGAUGAUCGAGAGAGAGGAGGACGUGCGUCCGCAGAAGGAUCCUGCCACUCAAGAGCUCUUGGGGGCAGCCCGGCAGCCUCCCGCUUCACCGACCUGGGUGCCUGAUGAAGCCCCAGGCCCUGCCCAGGACCCCGCCCAGGACCCCAACAACCAGGGGGAAGAUGAAUUUGAGGAGGCGGAACUGGAGAGGCCUGAGUUCGAGGGAGGGACUGGCAAGGCUGGACCCCGACUGGAGAAGGCCAGAGAUCUGCUAGACAACUAUCAGGACAACCGUGAGCCGGAGGACCAUGGUGGUGAAGAGGAUGAGAGUGAGCAACCACAGCUGGUGCCCCAGGGCAGGGGCCGAGUGGCUCUCUCCAGGACCCGUAUCCGGAAGGACAGUUACUACUGACACAUGCUCCUCUCCACCAGGGCCCUGGGGGCAAGGGAGCAAAAGGACUGUGCUCAGCCAGGGUCCUGACCACCUGGUUGCCCAAGGAGGGAGAGCUGAGCUGAGACCUCCCAGACCCCCAGCCUCCUUCCCCCAUUCCUGGCCAAGGCCCUCGGCCCCCCACUGAGGGUGUCCAUGCUGCUAGCCUAGUCUACUUCUGGGUCGGAGACCCCAGUCCUCUUCCCCGCUCCCUGGCGGGGUCUGUAACCCAAAGGGGCCGCUCCCUCCGCGGUCCCUACCUUCCGCAGGAGCCGGACUGGACAGCCCUCCCCGCCUUCGGAGCUGGCUGAGAUAGAUGGAAACAGCCCCUCCCCACGUCCCCUUACUAAUUUCUCAUUAACAAUCAGCGGCUUGGGGAGUGACCACCAGCAGCCUGGCGAGCUCCGUCCAGUGGAGCCAGGGACUCGACGGGGGACCCCAGCUCAAUCCAGGAUGUGCCAGUGGGGACAGGGGAAGGCAGUGAGAUUUAUUUAUUGCAGCUCAAGAGGGGCCAUGUCCUGGACUCACUCUAAGGAAGAUUCCUUCCUUCCACUCCUCCAUUACUGUCAGUGUGAGGCUGAGCCCAGGCCGGCACUCUGCAUCCCCAGCCCCCAUAGCGAUUUCCACAGCCUCUGCUCUCCAAUUUACCCCAGAUCCAGAAUGAGUGGGUGCUCCCACUCCUCCAUCUCCCCUCCAGUCUACACAAUCUCCCCCAGUGCUCACUUACCCUGUCCUAGCUGAAGGUCCAGGGUGACAUCGGACCGAGCGGGACCAGGCGGUCGGCCCUACUCUCCCUGUGGUGGGGGCCGAGUCCGGGCCCGGCUCCCACCUCUGCACAAAGUGUCUAGCCCUAGAGCCAGGCACGCAUCUGUUAUUACUGAUUUUUUUUACACAGAAAAUAAAGUUUUAAUAAUAAUAAUAAUAAUAA